Molecule: messenger RNA, 3653 nt
Organism: Sinocyclocheilus anshuiensis
Lineage: Eukaryota; Metazoa; Chordata; Actinopteri; Cypriniformes; Cyprinidae
Product: glycogen phosphorylase, muscle form-like
Exons: 21
Coding region: 124-2652 (842 amino acids)
Biological process (GO): glycogen catabolic process
Cellular component (GO): cytoplasm
Molecular function (GO): glycogen phosphorylase activity; pyridoxal phosphate binding
Source: RefSeq, a predicted model, not a curated record
GCCAAUGAGCACGCUUGACCCUGAAGCAUCUGCUGGAGAUCACAGUGACGCGCACACGCAGGAGGCAUCACGUACACUGUGUCCCUGGUGCGCCAAACCUCCUAUUAUAUAACAAUCUACAAGAUGUCCAAGCCACUGACGGACCAAGAGAAGAGGAAGCAAAUUUCCGUGCGAGGUCUCGCCGGGGUUGAAAACGUCGCAGAACUCAAGACCAAUUUUAAUCGCCAUCUGCACUUCACUUUGGUUAAGGACCGUAAUGUUGCAACGAAGCGCGACUACUACUUCGCCCUGGCGCACACCGUUCGCGACCAUUUGGUGGGAAGAUGGAUCCGGACGCAGCAGCAUUAUUACGAGAAAGACCCUAAACGUGUGUACUAUCUCUCUCUGGAAUUCUACAUUGGACGGACUCUUCAAAACACCAUGGUAAACUUAGCUUUGGAGAAUGCCUGUGACGAGGCCAUCUAUCAGCUGGGUCUGGAUAUGGAGGAGCUGCAGGACAUGGAGGAGGAUGCUGGCCUGGGCAACGGAGGCCUUGGUCGACUGGCAGCUUGCUUCCUGGACUCCAUGGCAACCUUGGGCCUGGCAGCGUAUGGAUAUGGAAUCCGCUAUGAGUUUGGAAUCUUUAAUCAGAAAAUCGUGAAUGGCUGGCAGGCGGAGGAAGCGGAUGAUUGGCUGCGUUAUGGCAAUCCUUGGGAAAAAGCCCGGCCUGAAUACAUGCGCCCUGUGCAUUUCUAUGGUCGAGUGGAACACCACCCUGAUGGAGUGAAAUGGGUGGACACACAGGUCGUCCUUGCCCUUCCCUAUGACACACCUGUCCCAGGAUACAGAAACAACAUUGUUAACACUAUGAGGCUCUGGUCUGCCAAAGCUCCAUGUGAAUUCCACCUCAAAGACUUUAAUGUUGGUGGUUACAUCCAGGCCGUUCUGGACAAGAAUCUCGCUGAGAACAUCUCCCGUGUGCUUUACCCUAAUGACAAUUUCUUUGAGGGGAAAGAAACGCGUGUUCACACUUGGUAUUUUGUGGUGGCUGCGACUCUCCAGGACAUCAUCCGCAGGUUCAAAGCCUCCAAGUUUGGCUCAACUGAGGUGGUGCGCAUGGAUCUGACCACACUGCCAGAUAAGGUUGCUAUACAACUGAAUGACACUCAUCCUGCAAUGGCCAUCCCUGAACUGAUGAGAAUACUGAUGGAUGAUGAGAAACUGUCCUGGGACACGGCUUGGGACAUCACUGUGUGUACUUGCGCAUAUACUAACCACACUGUCUUACCAGAAGCUCUGGAACGCUGGCCUGUCGACCUGUUCCAAAACCUCCUGCCCCGUCACCUAGAGAUCAUCUACGAGAUUAACCGACGUCACCUGGAGCGGAUCUCUGCGCUCUACCCUGGUGAUCAUGAUCGUUUGAGACGCAUGUCUCUUGUUGAGGAGGACGGACAGAAGAAGAUCAACAUGGCCCAUCUCUGCAUCGUUGGCUCUCACGCAGUCAAUGGCGUGGCACAAAUCCACUCAGACAUUAUUAAGGACACUGUUUUUAAGGACUUCUAUGAUGUGGACCCACAGAAGUUUCAGAACAAGACCAAUGGUAUCACUCCUCGUCGCUGGCUUGUCAUGUGUAACCCAGGACUGGCUGAGGUUAUCGCUGAGAGAAUUGGAGAGGACUACAUCCGUGACCUGAGCCAGAUGAAGAACCUCUUAAAGUUUGUGGAUGAUGAUGCUUUCAUUCGAGACAUUGCCAAAGUCAAACAGGAGAGUAAGAUGAAAUUUGCGAUGCAUCUAGAAGAACAAUACAAGGUGAAGAUUAACCCACACUCCAUGUUUGAUGUUCAAGUGAAGAGGAUCCAUGAAUACAAAAGACAGCUGUUGAACUGUCUGCACAUCAUCACCCUCUACAACCGCAUCAAGAAGGAGCCCAACAAGGCCUGGACUCCUAGGACCAUUAUGAUUGGAGGAAAGGCCGCUCCUGGGUAUCACACAGCUAAGAUGAUCAUCAAACUUAUCACAGCAAUUGGAGAAGUGGUAAAUAAUGAUAGUGUGGUGGGAGUUCGUCUGAAAGUCAUCUUCCUUGAGAACUACAGGGUUACACUGGCUGAGAAAGUCAUCCCUGCAGCUGACCUGUCCGAGCAGAUCUCCACAGCAGGAACAGAAGCUUCUGGAACAGGCAACAUGAAGUUCAUGCUGAAUGGAGCUCUGACCAUCGGCACCAUGGAUGGGGCUAACGUGGAGAUGGCAGAAGAGGCGGGAGAAGAGAACCUCUUUAUCUUCGGCAUGAGAGUGAAGGAUGUGGAAGCUCUGGAUAAGAAAGGAUAUGAUGCCAUGGAGUAUUAUAACCGCAUUCCAGAACUAAAGCAAGUCAUGGAUCAGAUCUCUGGAGGAUUCUUCAGCCCUGGAGAACCUGAUCAGUUUAAAGACAUUGUUAAGAUGCUGAUGCACCAUGACAGGUUCAAGGUGUUUGCUGACUAUGAAGACUACAUUAAAUGUCAGGAGAAAGUCAGCGCCCUGUAUAAGAAUACUAAAGAAUGGACCAAGAUGGUCAUCCACAACAUUGCUGGUUGUGGCAAAUUCUCCAGCGACCGCACCAUCGCCCAGUACGCUCGUGAGAUCUGGGACAUGGAGCCUAGUCUGGAGAAGAUCGCAGCCCCAGACGACCCCCGCUAAGUCGUUCCACAGCAUCAAAAUCUUCCAUCUGUUGUAGCUGUUCUCACAUUCAGUUUAUCUACCAUUGUGACGAUGUAUAAAGGUGAUUUUAACAUUGACAUGUCAUAGAAGAUGUUUCUCCAUCCAGAAUACCUCACAACCCUGCUCCAGCGACGAGCUGUCAGCGCAUCUAGCUUUGUGGCAUGUUAAUAAUAUACAGUAUGUGUUGGUGUAAGAAUGUUAGUUUUUUUCUGUGAAAUAUUAUGAAAAGAUAUUAAAUAUUUGCCUAUCCAUGCCAGCAGAACAGCACAGCCUCAUCCUGGAGAACCGAACAUACACUGUGAGGGCAAAGUAUAGCAAAAACCUUUAUUUUGCCACAUAUCACAGCAUGAUCAUGACUGUUAAAGGAAACAAUUUCAGAAACCACCAAUUUUUCUUUUUUUGUGUGUUGUGGCAAAAUGUUUGAAUUUUGAAUCACUUAUACUCUAUUUUAGUUUUGACAAGCAGUUAUUAUGUGAACAGUUUGGGCUUUAAUGAGUUAAAAUGUGGCACAAUAUAAAAUACCUGCCUGUCACAUGUUCUGACUUCUUAAAACGACCUGCCUUAACCAUACAAGUGUUGUUUGUGCAUGUUUAGGUCUAAAUCUCUGCCUGUCUUUCAUUGGCCUCUUGAUGCUCAUGACUUGUUCUUUCACCCGCAGAGCUCCUCACUUUAGCACAUUAAGGCAUGAUCUGUCACUUUUGUCCUCAUGAAGUGUUGUAUUCUUUCCACAUAUACUGUUGUAACUCUGGACUGGUUUUCACACCACAUAAAAUAAGACCUGCAGGAAUGAUGGGGCCCUGCAGAAAACUUUGCUUGAAUCCAGUGAGGUAGCAAAACUAAUAUAGCACUGAAGUGUGAUUCUCUAUACCGACCAGGCUGCGUUCAAGACCCUGACAUGUAUUUACUCUGAUAUAUUGUGAUAGACUUAUAUAUUUAGAAUAGGAAAUGAAUGUAUGGUGCAGUGCUUUUGGAAUUGCAAA